Molecule: messenger RNA, 594 nt
Organism: Trypanosoma cruzi
Lineage: Eukaryota; Euglenozoa; Kinetoplastea; Trypanosomatida; Trypanosomatidae
Exons: 1
Coding region: 1-594 (197 amino acids)
Source: RefSeq, a predicted model, not a curated record
AUGACGUCAUCGAGCCUUACGGAACCGCCUCCAAAGCAGGCGGCCACAGAACUGGUUUAUGCGGAGGUGGUAGUUUCUUUUGCUACAGCCAUUGGGCUGUUUGUUUUUACGGUGGUGCAACUUCUUUACCGCACAACACGACGCGCACGAAGAUUAUGGAGAGCUGAGAAUCAAAUUAGGUUUGAUGGAGCUCAUUUUUUGAGCAAACCAGAAGGAAAUGUUGGAAGAAAAAUUAUAGAGAUUGGCCUAAAAGAACAUGAAAACAAAGAGGUGAAACCGCCCUCCUUUGUACUACCUGCAGUUGUUGCCAAUGAUCGAGAUGUACGAGCGGAUUGUUUGUCUAUGCUUGCGGAAACGAGGCAAAUAUUCCGCAAACAAUAUGGUGAUUCGGCCUGCCUAAUGUCUAUGCGGUGUUGUUUAUCAUGUGUCGAAAAUGCGUUACCAUCCAGCCAGACGGAGGAUUUUUUGCGUCUUUAUGAAAAUGUUUUGUUUGGCCAACAUCGUGUUGAUGGAAUUUCUGAUAGUCUUACCAAUGAUGAUAUCAAAUUUUUGUAUGCUUUUUUUCAUAAUACAAUAUUGAAGGAAAUUCAAUAA